AAACUCAUCAAUUUUUCUUUUCUUUUCUCUUCAAUCUUCCUUAUUCUCAUUUCAUUUUAAUUUGAGUUGAAGCAGUAGCAACUUGCAAUAUCAUGAUUACUGUGAACUGUAAAUAAGGUGAUUUUGAUUCAUCUUCACAAUUUCUGGGUUGCACCCUCUUUCUAAAUCUUUUCUGGGUAGCUGCCACUGUUCUUAGUUUCAGGUUUUUCUCUGCUUUUGGUUAAAAGCAUGAACUUGCUCUUUUGUUCAUUGUGAACUUUAGCUUGAUACUUGAACUGGGUCAGCAUAGAGUCCCAAAAAGGUUUGAUCUUUAGGCUUACCAAACGUUCUUCGUGCUUGAAUGACUGAUGGGUUGUGCUAGUUGGCCAAAUAUGCUCCUUACACAAGCUUUAAAUUACUAAGUAGUGUUUUGGUGUUUAGAGGCCCACGUAUCAUGUGGGUAAUUGAGCAUACCAGAAAAAUUGAAACUUUAUUGCAAGAGUUCAGAAUUCAGACACCCUGGAUCAGUUGUUCAAGGUCUUCUGAACUUGUGGCUUAGCAAGAUUCUUGGAAUGCACAAGUAAUGGGAUUGAAUAUUUGUCCAAACUGCAAAGAGUUAUUGGAAGGUUUUGAUAGCAAACAGAAGAAAAAUCUCAGGCAAAUGGGUGAUGACAAGUUGGUGACAGCUCUUUCUGAAAAAACAAAGGAUUGGAAGGAAAAUUUGGGGCAGAAAUCGUCAGAAGAAGUUAGUUCUUUGCCUCGAAUAGAGCCUUUUGGAUCUGAGAGAAACCUGCAUAUGGCAGACCAUGAUAUUAUAUCAAUGAUGGAGAAAUGGGGGUCUCCAACGCAUGAGCUAAUGUUAGACAGGUUGUCAGAAAGUGAGAAGCAAAAGCUGAUUGCUAACCUACUGAAGAAACAGAAUGAUGGGACUGUUGAAGUUGAUCUAGAAAAAAGUGCACCUGCUGUAUCAGAAUUGUUGGAGCUCCAACCUUUUGAAGAGUCAACAGUGAGCCGAAGUCUUACGUCUGAUACAAAAAAAUCAGCUCCCUGGUUACAAAUUGCCAUACUUGUGGUUGGAACUAGAGGCGAUGUACAGCCUUUCCUGGCCAUUGCAAAAAAACUUCAGGAGUAUGGUCAUCAUGUUAGGCUGGCAACUCAUGCUGAUUUUGGCGCAUUUGUAAAAUCUUCCGGUGUAGAUUUCUAUCCUUUGGGUGGUGACCCUCGUGCUUUGGCAAGAUAUAUGGUGAGAAAUAAAGGUUUAAUCCCAUCUAGUCCAACUGAAAUAUCCAUCCAAAGAAAGCAGCUGAAGGCCAUUAUUGAUUCUCUUCUUCCAGCAUGCACAGCACCUGACUUGGAAACAGGCAUUCCUUUCAGAGCUCAGGCUAUUAUUGCCAAUCCUACUGCUUAUGGGCAUGCGCAUGUUGCUGAAGCCCUUGGGGUACCCCUACACAUCUUCUUUACAAUGCCUUGGACGCCGACAUAUGAGUUCCCACACCCCUUGGCACCCGUUCCUCAAAGUGCUGGUUAUUGGCUGUCCUAUAUGAUUGUGGAUCUACUGAUAUGGUGGGGGAUUCGAGGAAUUAUCAAUGACUUCAGGAAAAGGAAAUUGAAGCUUCCUCCUAUUGCUUACUUCAGUAUGUACCAUGGAUCAAUAUCCAACCUGCCUACUGGCUAUAUGUGGAGUCCUCAUGUUGUUCCGAAACCUAGCGGACUAAUGAUACUUAACAAAUUUGCAGACUGGAGCCCUUUAGUUGAUGUUGUUGGUUAUUGUUUCUUAACCCUUGGAUCAAAGUAUCAACCACGGGAAGAUUUUGUCCAAUGGAUGCAGAAAGGAUCAGAACCUUUAUAUUUUGGGUUUGGAAGCAUGCCUCUUGAAGAUCCUAAAAGAGCUACUGAUGUUAUACUAGAAGCAUUGAAGGAUACAGAACAACGGGGAAUAAUUGACCGUGGCUGGGGAAACCUAGGGAACUUGGCAGAAGUUCCUGACAAUGUAUUCCUUCUAGAGGAAUGUCCUCAUGACUGGUUGUUUCCUCAUUGUUCAGCAGUGGUGCAUCAUGGUGGUGCGGGAACCACGGCUACAGGACUAAAAGCUGGGUGUCCAACAACCAUCAUCCCAUUUUUCGGAGAUCAGUUCUUUUGGGGAGAUAGGAUUUAUCAGAAAGGACUUGGACCAGCCCCUAUACCAAUAUCUCAGCUCAGUCUUGAACAUUUAUCAAAUGCCAUAAAAUUCAUGCUCCAGCCUGAGGUAAAAUCUCGAGCAAUGGAAAUUGCUAAGUUGAUUGAGAAUGAAGAUGGUGUUACUGCUGCAGUUGAUGCAUUUCACCGCCAUCUACCAACUCAGCUACCACUGCCAACUCCAUCUCCAAUGGAGGAGAACUAUCCAGAUCCUUUUCAGUGGUUUUUUCUCCAUCUUGCAAAGUGGUGUUGUUUGCCUUGUGGUGGUGUAUAGUUUUUCUUUUCUUAACUAUAUUUUUUUAUUCACUGUAUAAUUAUAUUUUAUAGAUUUCCACUUUUUCAGAAGGGCUGCCACAAUAGUUUGCUGAAUAUUUCAUUCAUUUUAUUCGUCUUUUUGUAAGGUGAGGGGUUCUAAAGAAGGUUCUGAUUAACAGAAUUGAGGGCACUUGUAAUGAGAAGAUUGGGUUGUGACUUGUGUUGUGAAUGCUACCAUAUUACAUUUUGGCAUUCUUAUUUUAUUUACUAUUGUUUA
Molecule: messenger RNA, 2686 nt
Organism: Lotus japonicus
Lineage: Eukaryota; Viridiplantae; Streptophyta; Magnoliopsida; Fabales; Fabaceae
Product: sterol 3-beta-glucosyltransferase UGT80B1-like
Exons: 15
Coding region: 563-2428 (621 amino acids)
Biological process (GO): carbohydrate metabolic process
Molecular function (GO): hexosyltransferase activity; UDP-glycosyltransferase activity
Source: RefSeq, a predicted model, not a curated record